This is a messenger RNA of Telopea speciosissima, 3140 nucleotides long. Its product is annotated as respiratory burst oxidase homolog protein E. The record is from RefSeq and is a predicted model, not a curated record. Gene Ontology annotation, cellular component: plasma membrane. Bases 247 to 3054 code for a protein of 935 amino acids. Lineage: Eukaryota; Viridiplantae; Streptophyta; Magnoliopsida; Proteales; Proteaceae. The transcript has 14 exons. Gene Ontology annotation, molecular function: peroxidase activity; NAD(P)H oxidase H2O2-forming activity; calcium ion binding.
UAAGCAAAGACACAGCAACCAGCGUUGAAAUCGUGCGCGGAUAUCAGUUAAGAGGUAUUUGUUUUAAGAAGCUUCUUCAGCUCAAGCGUGUCAAGCUAUGGCGCCGUCAGUUCUUAUCUGGAGAUUGGAAAGAUUCUUAUUAUGUACAAAAGAGAAAGAAAUUAUUAUUUGAAGUAACAUAUCAGGAAACGAAAGAAGAAGCAGAAGGAGAAAGAAAGGAAACAAACUAACAAACAAACGAAUGAGAUGAGAACACCAUCAAUUGGGAGCAGCAGCUCUAGACGAUCAAAUUACAGUAGGAGAUUCGACGUACAAGACGAUUUGCAGCAUUCCGGCGAGUAUGGCCUGGGAGGGGCAAUGCUGCCAAUCUUCCUCAAUGAUCUCAGCAGAAACAAUGACGACGAUUAUGUGCAAGUGACGUUGGAGCUUGAAGAUGACUCCAUCGUCGUACGCAGUGUUACUCCGACAAAAAGAGCCGAUCCAACUGGAUUCAAUGGAAUUGAUGGUCUCCUAAGCCGGAGCUUAUCUGCUACAUCUAAGAUUCGCCGGAAAUUUCCGUGGCUGAGGUCUUCGUCGUCGCGAACACGAACAUCAUCGUCGGAGCCCGACGAGCUCACGAUCUCUGCUCGGGAUGCCAGGAAAAUCAAAACUAAGCUCGAAAGGACGAGAUCCAGUGCUCAACGAGCGCUUAAGGGUCUUAGAUUCAUCAGUAAAACCACCACAACAGAGGAUGCUAAUGAACUCUGGCGUAUUGUCGAAUCACGGUUCGAGCUGCUGGCCAAAGAUGGUUUCCUCUCCAGAGAAGAUUUCUGCGAAUGUAUAGGAAUGAACGACUCCAAGGAGUUCGCGGUAGGGAUUUUUGACGCAUUAGCGAGACGGAGAUGUCAAAAGAUAACGAGAAUUACGAAAGAAGAACUUCACGAGUUCUGGCUGCAGAUAUCGGACCAUAGCUUUGACGCCCGCCUCCAGAUUUUCUUCGACAUGGCGGACAGAAAUGAAGAUGGCCGAAUCACAAGAGAAGAAGUCCAGGAAUUGAUAAUGCUCAGUGCUUCUGCAAACAAGCUUGCCAAACUGAAAGAACAAGCAGAAGAAUACGCCUCACUGAUAAUGGAAGAACUAGACCCAGAAGACCUGGGCUAUAUCGAGUUGUGGCAGUUGGAAGGGUUGUUGCUGCAAAAAGAAAACUACAUGAACUACAGCAGACCACUGAGCGCGACGAGCAUGGGAUGGAGUCAGAGCCUGAGCGUGAAUAUGAACAUGGGAAUGGGGGAAUCAUUCAAGCCCAAAAACCUGUUGCGCGUGUUAGGAGGGAAGUUACCGGGUCUGGUCUUGGAGAACUGGCAGAGAGCUUGGAUCCUGGGGCUCUGGGGUUUGGUCAUGGCUUCCCUCUUCAUGUGGAAGUUCGUGCAGUACCGGAACAAGGAUGCCUUCCAUGUGAUGGGUUACUGCUUGACCACCGCCAAGGGCGCCGCAGAAACCCUCAAGCUCAACAUGGCUCUCAUCUUGCUUCCUGUCUGUCGCAACACUCUUACGUGGCUUCGCUCCACCAGUGCUAGGUUGUUUGUUCCUUUCGACGACAACAUCAAUUUCCACAAGAUUAUUGCGACAGCAAUAGCGAUAGGAAUAGUUGUGCAUGCCGGGACCCAUCUGGCAUGCGAUUUCCCGCGUAUCGUGAAUUCAAAAGCAGAGAAGUUCAUGCUGAUAUCGUCGGAUUUCAAUGACAAGAGGCCGACGUACAGGGAGCUUGUGAAGGGCGCAGAAGGUGUGACAGGGUUCGCCAUGGUGGUCCUCAUGAUCAUCUCUUUCACACUGGCCACCCGCCGCUUCCGCAAGAACGUUGUGAGGCUCCCACCACCUUUCAACCGAUUGACGGGCUUCAACGCUUUCUGGUAUUCCCAUCACCUUUUCGCUCUCGUCUACGCCGUCCUCCUCGCCCACGGCUACUUCUUAUUCCUCGAACACAAGUGGUACCUCAAAACGACCUGGAUGUACAUCUCUAUCCCGCUGUUGCUCUACAUUUGUGAACGAAUUCUACGAACAUUUCGAUCAAAAAGUUACUCGGUUAAGAUCUUAAAGGUUUCAUUACUACCGGGAAAUGUACUGAGCAUAGUGAUGUCGAAGCCCCAUGGGUUUAGGUAUAGAAGUGGGCAGUACAUAUUUCUACAAUGCCCAACAAUCUCCCCAUUUGAGUGGCACCCAUUUUCCAUUACUUCAGCACCUGAUGACAACUACAUUAGUGUUCAUAUCCGUAGCGUAGGAGAUUGGACACAAGAGCUGAAACGGGUAUUCACCGAAACUAGUACUUGUGGCUCAUCCCCACGAUCAGUAAUCGGCAGAGCCAAAUUUGGUCAAGUUGGAAUUAAAGAAAAGAGCAGUUUACCAAAAUUAUUCGUGGAUGGACCGUACGGAGCUCCAGCACAAGACUACAGAAACUAUGACGUGCUACUCCUUGUUGGGCUUGGAAUUGGAGCCACACCUUUUAUUAGCAUCCUCAGAGAUUUACUCAACAAUAUACGCACAGCAGAAGAACAACAAAAUGAUUCAAACACGGAGACGACAUGUAGAUCUGAAGAGAGCAGUAAUCACGGAUCCAUGACUCCUUCUACGUCCACACCUCAUGGGAGGAAGAGAACGCAAAGGACGACAAACGCUCAUUUCUACUGGGUUACAAGGGAAUCUGGUUCCUUCGAAUGGUUUAAAGGAGUUAUGAACGAGGUCGCCGAAAUGGAUCAAAAGGGUGUGAUCGAGUUGCACAACUAUCUCACCAGCGUCUAUGAAGAAGGGGAUGCCAGGUCCACCCUGCUUACCAUGGUACAAGCUUUGAACCAUGCCAAACACGGCGUCGACAUCCUCUCUGGCACCCGGGUUAGAACACAUUUCGCGCGGCCGAAUUGGAAACACGUGUUCAAAAAAAUAGCUUCAAAGCACCCGUGUGCCACUGUUGGAGUAUUCUACUGUGGGAUGCCAGUACUAGCAAAGGAGCUAAAGAAGUUAUCACGUGAACUAACACAAAAAACAUCCACACGGUUCGAGUUCCACAAGGAGUAUUUCUGAAGAAUGUCGAUCAAUGGGACACACCACACGUACCCUCAUCAGACACGUCUUUACUUUUUUGUGUAAAUGAAAAUAUGAUAGAAAGG